Messenger RNA from Arabis nemorensis, 201 nucleotides. The record is from the annotation of a GenBank genome assembly. Lineage: Eukaryota; Viridiplantae; Streptophyta; Magnoliopsida; Brassicales; Brassicaceae.
AUGGAAGCAACAAACAAAGCCAAGGCAGCAGAGAUUGGUGUCGAGUCUAAGAUCAUAUCUACUAAGAGACUAGGAGAAGGAACCAAAGAAGAGAUCAAGAAGCAAGCGGAGGCGAUGAGAGCUGCAGCUGAUGUCGCAUUCUAUUCGAAACAGAACGAUGCGGAGGAACUUAUGGCUAAUACAGAGGGAUUUGUAACCUAA